Pyricularia grisea is the source of this 1155-nucleotide messenger RNA. RefSeq lists its product as uncharacterized. NCBI's taxonomy places the organism in Eukaryota, Fungi, Ascomycota, Sordariomycetes, Magnaporthales, Pyriculariaceae. The record is from RefSeq and is a predicted model, not a curated record. The transcript is spliced from 2 exons. The coding region runs from base 1 to 1155 and encodes 384 amino acids.
AUGUCAAAGUUCGACCCGAACGGAUGGUACGCCAUCUCGGAGACGCGGGUGGACAAGACCAACAAGGACCUCAAGAACUCCCUCCAGCUCACCGCCGAUGGGAUGCGCGUGUUCGCGAUAGCCGACGACCUCAACUGGCAGCUCCACCCGGUCGACGACAAGAAGCCCGGGAGGUACGUGCUGCGCAGCUUCAAGGCCGGGGUCGAGAAGCAGCUGGCCGCCUGCCGCGUCCCCGCAGAGAAGGACUCGAGCAGGACUCGCGCCUGCUUGGAGCCGGCUGCGUCCGACGAGUCGCAGCAGUGGGACAUUUCCGACUGGGGGGACGGCACAUACAAGAUCCAGUCCGUCGCCAACGGCACAAAGUACUGGCUGGAUGUGCACCCGGGGGCGGAUGUACAUCUAUCCAGCAUCGAGGAGACGUCUGAUAACAAGCGCGAGGCGCAGCACUGGGUUUUGUCGAGCAGGUUUCCCGUCAACGACGAUAGGUAUUCGACUUUGUAUUCGCAGCAGCAGUCAACGAUCGCCCCAGCAUCAACAACAACAACCGGAACCUUCACAAGAACGACACCGACGCCAUCCGCAACAGCAACGGACGGCACCGCCGCCGGCUCCACGGAUGGAGGAUCAGUUUCAAAUUCACAGGCGGAGCAGUCCAGCAGUGGCGGACUCUCGACAGCCGCCGCGGCAGGAGUCGGUGUGGGCGUCACCCUGGCGGUGCUCGCGGCCGUGAUUACUCUUUUGAUCUUUUGGUGGAAGCGGAGGCAGGCCGCCGCUGGAGGCCCCGCCGGGCCCGGCGAGAAGGAGGCGCUCAACUACUCGGGCUCGCCGCAGCCGCCGUCCAGCGGCAUCGCACCCGGAACCGGAGGUGUGGGCUCACAUGGCUACUACAGCGGCAAAAAUGUAAACUCGGAAACGGUUGGGGGCUGGCCACAACAGCAGCAGCAGCAAAGCGCCGUGGCGUCGCCAGAGUCUGGAGGCUACUACUACCAGGACCAGGCAAAGUCGCCGCAGUCGCAUGUCAAUACCCCGGCGACUUAUACUUCCAACUUGCAUGAAGCCCCAGUAGCUACGACGGUUGUCCACGAGGCGCCAGGUCCGAACAUGCCUGCUGAAAUGGACGGCACUGGGAGGCAGAAUGUGGGUUACCGGCCAUGA